Suillus paluster is the source of this 1648-nucleotide messenger RNA. RefSeq lists its product as uncharacterized. The coding region runs from base 88 to 1233 and encodes 381 amino acids. The record is from RefSeq and is a predicted model, not a curated record. The transcript has 2 exons. NCBI's taxonomy places the organism in Eukaryota, Fungi, Basidiomycota, Agaricomycetes, Boletales, Suillaceae.
ACUGCCUCCCAUGCGAAUAAAAUAGCUGCUCAUUUCGCCAUGUAGAUCUAGCGCUCAUCGCCUUUCCUACGUUCCCUUCUAUCCCCAAUGUCUUCGAACUCGACAGACACCCCAACCCUCCCUCCUUCACUAGAUCUUCCACCUCAUCUAUCUGCACAAAAGUACUUUUUUGUCUGUACACUCACAGUCUUGGCUUGGGAUGCCCUCGUUCUUACUCCCAGGUCCUACAAGCUGGGGCGUCAGCCAAAAUGGCCAGCUUUGAAGGCCAUGUAUUACUUUUUGCAAUUUUGGGUGCUAGCAGAUUUCGUUGUAACAGGCGUAAUGUUCUUUAGUACAACAGUCAUACAAGACACAGACUGCGUCAGGUUCUGGCCAUACGAGCCAAUUUGUACAGCAAUUCUCAUUGCUGUGGCUUCCGCCGUUCAUGUCAUGCGCAUAUCUGCUAUCUACGACCACACUCAAAACGUUCGUGCAACCAUGUGGGGAUUGUAUGCUGUUCAGAUUGUCGUCACUGCCAUUUGCUGUGGCUUCUAUCGCUCUGUGCAUCUUGAAGAUGGCCAGGGAUGCAUCGCCGGUCCACUGAAUAACGCAAGCUGGGUUGGAAUUUACUGGCUAGCUCCUACCCUGCUCUACGGUACCAGCUUCGUCCUCGCUGCUCUACGCAGCAUUAAAACACUCCAAGCCAAGAAAGUAUCAUACUGGCGUCUCAUGCUUCGUGACGGCUUGAACCUCUACGGUGCCAUUCUCCUUGUAAACCUUGUCAACGUCCUCUUCUACUUCAUCAUGACGCCCACGGAUCCAACCGACCCCAUCAAGACAAUCGUUAGCAGCAUGGCAGCUGUGCUUACCACAACCAUGUCUAUGCGCAUCAUCCUCUCCGUUAGAGGGGACCUUGCCAACGGAGGCUCGUUCUCUGUUUCUUCCCACGCUGCUUCUUCAUCAGGCGCCAACACACACUCGCUCUCUGGCUCAGGGACCAGACCAAGAGGCGUUAACCACACUUUCACCCUCGGUGAUAUGCGUGAUGCGUCCGUGGCGGUGGCCGGUCGUAAAGAGGGCGGAGAGUGGGACGCCGACAAAAGCAGCGUCACCCCUCAUGAGGAAUCCAAGGUUAUCCUUCCAAUUGUUGGGGAGGAUAUUGAUGGUGGUAUCCCGCGUGCGCGCACGGGUUUGGGCGUUCAGAUCACAGUUGAUCAGCAAGUCGAGUAUGAUGAUGGAUUUGCCAGGAAGUAAUUUGCGGGAUUUAAAGGAGCAGGCGUGUUUGCUGUGAUGCGAUUUGAUACGGCGGGGCUCGCGAUCCUGUUGUCUGCAUGAUAUCUCCUGAGUCGUAUUUUUCUUUCUGCUAUUUAUACCGUCUGUUUUGUUACCCACAGUAUUCCCUAGGUACCCGUCAUUGGAAAGAACGUCCAUGAUGCAUUGUAUUAAAGUAAUGACCAAGCCGGCGGUUAUUCGUGCUCACAUUCUAUGUACAGAUAAUAUUUGAUGAAAAAAAAUCAGUCGAGUAUCGUCCCCUGCUACAAUUGCAUCUCUGCCCAACGAUAAUCACCUUGCACUGAUCCAGCCCUAACGUGAGAUUGUGGCGCUGUCCGUAUAAGAUAACUCGCCCACGAUAGAACAAAGAGAUGCGUUAAGGAAUAUGAAAAGAUGC